Molecule: messenger RNA, 790 nt
Organism: Harpegnathos saltator (Jerdon's jumping ant)
Lineage: Eukaryota; Metazoa; Arthropoda; Insecta; Hymenoptera; Formicidae
Gene: TpnC25D
Product: Troponin C at 25D
Exons: 3
Coding region: 178-630 (150 amino acids)
Cellular component (GO): myosin II complex
Molecular function (GO): calcium ion binding
Source: RefSeq, a predicted model, not a curated record
UCGGCGUGCUCUAUUUUUGUGUCCACCGGCUUUCUAGCUGGUUUAGCAGACGCGCAGGAAGUCUUUAUACCGGGACGGAAGAACCGAUUCUCUCCAAGUGUCCGUCGUCCGUCGUCCGUCGUUCGUCACUCGCGCUUUGCCGAAUACGGUGCGAAGGCCCGCUCACUCACAAUCGACAUGGAGGAAGACGAUCAGAAGGUGGCCGUGAUGCGCAAGGCCUUCCAGAUGUUCGACACGACGAAAAGCGGUUUCAUCGACACCAUGAAGAUCUCGACGAUCUUGAACACGAUGGGCCAGCUGUUCGACGACGGCGAGCUCAACUCUCUGAUCGAGGAGAACGAUCCUGAGGGCUUGGGUAAGGUGAACUUCGACGGUUUCUGCAAGAUCGCCGGUCGCUUCCUCGAGGAGGAGGACGCCGAGGCGAUGCAGGAGGAGCUGAAGGAGGCGUUCCGAAUGUACGAUCGCGAGGGUAACGGAUACAUCACCACGGCGACGCUGAAGGAGAUCUUGGCGGCGCUCGACGACAAACUCACCAGCUCCGAUCUUGACGGGAUUAUCGCGGAGAUCGACACCGACGGCUCCGGCACGGUGGACUUUGACGAAUUUAUGGAGAUGAUGACCGGGGAAUAAGCGUGCGUUCGGACGGUGGCAACGAGCGGUUACGACGAGUGCUACCGCAGGUUAUCGCGUCGCGAUCAAUUCGCACUGGUCAUGACCGCCCGGGAAAAUCCGUAAACUUCUUUAAUGAAAUAAUAUUUGUAUUUGCGCGCGCGCGAGAGAAAGAGAGAGA